AUGAACUGGCCUGCCCUUCUCAUCCUGCUGAUCAUAUUCUUCACCGUCGGCGGAAACAUACUGGUCAUACUGGCAGUAUCCCUGGAGAGAAAGCUCCAAAACGCCACCAACUUCUUCCUGCGUUCUUUAGCAGUGGCAGACAUGCUAGUUGGCAUCUUAGUCAUGCCAGCUUCACUCAUCAGCAUACUCUAUGACUAUGCGUGGCCUCUACCCAGAAGUCUUUGCCCCAUGUGGAUCUUCCUGGACGUGCUCUUCUCCACCGCCUCCAUCAUGCAUUUGUGCGCCAUCUCUCUGGAUCGCUACAUCGGCAUCCGCAGUCCCAUCAAAUACAGCCAGACCAACACCUCCUUCCUGGCCAUCACCAAAAUAGGAGCCGUCUGGACCAUCUCCGUGGUGUUGUCCCUGCCCAUACCCAUCAUUGGCUUACAGGACGAGCAGAAAGUUUUUGUGAACGGCAGCUGCGUGUUGAACGAGCCUCGCUUCAUCUUGAUUGGUUCCUUCGUGGCUUUCUUCAUCCCCCUCGUCAUCAUGGUGGUCUGCUAUUACCUGACCUUGCGCGUUCUCCAACAGCACGUCGCCAUCUUCCUACGCGACCACAAGAUGCACAAACCUCCGGACUCUUCUUCCCAGCCCAGCGUCAGCAGCAGCAGCUUGCUUAAACACGAUUCCUCGUCCGCCGUUCGACCGAACAGGCCCCGAGACGAGAACUUGCGAGGCGGCCCCGUGACUGGAAGUCACAAUUACACGGGUCAGAGAAGCCAAGGUCACCGGGGCAUGGCGCAGGCCCUCAAAAACGAACGCCGGGCGUCCAAGGUGUUGGGCGUGGUCUUCUUCCUCUUCCUGAUCAUGUGGUGCCCGUUCUUCAUCACCAACGUGCUGAUCGCCGUUUGUCGCGGGGAAUGUGACAACCACCUGUUGGCGAAGCUCAUGAACGUGUUCGUUUGGGUUGGGUACGUGUCUUCCGGAGUGAAUCCCCUGGUCUACACCCUCUUCAACAGGACCUACCGACACGCUUUCUCUCGUUACCUUCACUGCAGUUAUCAGGGAGAACCAAUGAAACCGCAGUUCAAAACCGCCUGUCAGGUUUACGCCGUCACACCCGCCCUGGUACUGGCCAGAAAAACGGGAACGGACAGUAACGGAAAUGGCUUAACCGGCCGAGACACUGCAGAUCAGGGGCUGAGGACUGAAGAUGACGUAGCCAAAGGCUCUAUAGACAGCUGCCCCACACCCACGGAUUACACAAGCUCUGUUUGA
Molecule: messenger RNA, 1257 nt
Organism: Chanos chanos (milkfish)
Lineage: Eukaryota; Metazoa; Chordata; Actinopteri; Gonorynchiformes; Chanidae
Product: 5-hydroxytryptamine receptor 2C
Exons: 3
Coding region: 1-1257 (418 amino acids)
Biological process (GO): chemical synaptic transmission; release of sequestered calcium ion into cytosol; G protein-coupled receptor signaling pathway, coupled to cyclic nucleotide second messenger
Cellular component (GO): plasma membrane; dendrite
Molecular function (GO): neurotransmitter receptor activity; G protein-coupled serotonin receptor activity
Source: RefSeq, a predicted model, not a curated record